Molecule: messenger RNA, 1944 nt
Organism: Vitis vinifera (wine grape)
Lineage: Eukaryota; Viridiplantae; Streptophyta; Magnoliopsida; Vitales; Vitaceae
Gene: MLO15
Product: mildew resistance locus o 15
Biological process (GO): defense response
Cellular component (GO): membrane
Source: RefSeq, marked provisional
AAAUGGUUACUGCGCUUUGCUGUUGAAUAGCCUAUCUAAUUUUGAUGACUUCCCACCUUACACGGGUGCAACUGUGGAAGGGAACAAUAAUAGAGUCAAGCCAGGCAUAAGGACAGUAGACUAAUACGUAAAUAGAAGAAAGAAUGAGUUUCGGCGUCUAAGUCGGAGCCUGCAUCUGCUUCAACUGCUGCCUAUAUUUAGUAUUUACCACACCCGCUGCAGCCAUACCACCAACUUUUGAUGGCUGUUGCAGGGGAGACAACAUUGGAGUAUACGCCUACAUGGGUGGUUGCAGCCGUCUGCACUGUCAUCGUCAGCAUUUCUCUUGGUGCCGAACGGAUUCUUCAUUACGCCGGCAAGUAUUUGAAGAAAAAGGACCAGAAGCCUCUGUACGAAGCGUUACUGAAAAUCAAGGAAGAGUUGAUGCUUCUGGGGUUUAUUUCUCUGCUACUCACUGUGUUUCAAGAUACAAUUGCUAAAAUCUGCAUCCCAAAAAGGUAUUCUGAUGACUGGCUUCCUUGUAAGAAGAAAAAAGAGGAUUCUUCGAGUUCAGAGGAAUCUACAUCCCAUUUUCAGACCUUCUAUCAUUUCACCUCUGGGGGUGCCCGUCGACUUCUUGCAGAACACUCUGCUUCCCCCAGUUACUGUGCAAAACGGGGAAAGGACCCACUUUUAUCUACCACAGCUUUGCAUCAUCUUCAUAUCUUUAUCUUCGUGCUAGCAGUUGUGCAUGUGAUAUUUUGUGUUCUAACAAUUAUUUUUGGAGGAGCAAAGAUACGUCAAUGGAAGCAUUGGGAGGAUGCUAUCUCAAAAAAGGAAUAUGAUCCUGAAGAGGUGCUGAAGUUCACCAAUGUCCGUGAGCAUGAUUUUAUCAAAGAUCGAUAUCGAGGAGUUGGCAAAAUUGGCAAUUUAAGGGGUUGGGUGCGUUCAUUUUUCAAGCAAUUUUAUGCAUCCGUGACCAGAUCAGAUUAUGUCACAAUGCGAAUGGGCUUCAUCAUGACCCAUUGCAGGGGAAACCCAAAGUUUAAUUUUCACAAGUACAUGAUUCGCGCCCUGGAAGCUGACUUUAAGAGAGUUGUUGGUAUAAGUUGGUAUCUUUGGAUAUUUGUGGUUGUUUUCUUGCUGCUGAAUGUUAAAGGUUGGCAUGCAUAUUUCUGGAUAGCAUUCAUCCCCUUUAUUCUUUUACUUCUUGUGGGGACUAAGCUGGAGCAUGUAACCACCCAGUUGGCCCAUGAGGUUGCCGAGAAACAUGUAGCAAUUGAAGGGGACUUGGUUGUUCGACCUUCAGAUGAUCACUUCUGGUUCCACAGGCCCCAGAUUGUGCUAUUUCUGAUUCAAAUCAUUCUGUUCCAAAAUUCUUUUGAGCUGGCAUUUUUCUUCUGGAUUUGGGUUCAAUAUGGCUUUGACUCCUGCAUCAUGGGACAAUUGGGUUUCAUUAUCCCAAGGCUUUUUAUAGGGGCGUUCGUUCAGUUCCUCUGCAGUUACAGUACCUUACCACUCUAUGCAAUUGUCGCACAGAUGGGAAGUUCAUUCAAGAGGUCCAUAUUUGAGGAACAUAUACAACAUGGACUGGUUGAAUGGGCACACAAAGCCAAGCUGAAAACGGGUUUUAAAAAGAAUGCUAAUGGCCCUAGCCAAGUGGGUCCUAAAGAGGUUCCUCCUCCAGCAGUUCAAUUGGCAGAAGUUGUGAAGGAAUCUGCAGAAGAGAAGGGCAAUGUGGGAGAGAUUCAUCCAGCAACUGGAUCGGGUGGAUCCAAAUGAACACCUUUUAUGCUCGCUCUAACUACUUGUAUUUGCCACAAACAUAUAGAAAUUAGUUACUAGUCUUUUUGAAAUCAUACUGCAUACUUUGAAAGCCUGUUUUACUCGCACCCCCUAGUAAAUUAGUGGAGUGUAAAAGGUAUCCUACUGAAAGCAAGGUAUUAGUCCAAGGUUUUGCUUGCU